UGGAUGGCUGUCUGUGACGCAGGGGACAUGAAAAAGCUGAUAACUAGUUAAGAAGGCAGUUUGUAACUCUGGAAAAAGAGUGCAGAGCUUGAGACACACAUUAGGCAGUGGACGCGGACGAAACGGCGCAAACACAGAGAGCUGAGCCGUCUUGGCAGAGUGGGGGCCCAUUGCAGAGACAUUGCAGCGUCCGGACACGAAGUGACUUGGAACAGAGGACAAUGGUGCAGCACACAGACCUCAGCGAGACGGACGGGAGCAUGUCUAGGGAGGCUACUGAUUCGGAGGAGAGUGAAUUUAUGGCAUGCAGCCCCGUACCGAUAAACCCGGACUGGUGCAAGACAGCCACCGGUCACAUCAAGAGACCCAUGAAUGCAUUUAUGGUGUGGUCCAAAAUCGAGAGGAGAAAGAUUAUGGAGCAGUCGCCUGACAUGCACAACGCAGAGAUUUCCAAGCGUCUUGGGAAGAGGUGGAAGAUGCUCAAGGACAGCGAAAAAAUCCCGUUUAUCAGAGAAGCCGAGAGGCUGCGGCUAAAACACAUGGCCGACUACCCCGACUACAAGUACAGACCCAAGAAAAAACCAAAGCUCGACAGUUCAAAAUCAUCAGCACCGUCUCCGGAGAAGUGCGGUAAAAUUGCAAAGACUCCCAGCAAGAAGUGUUCAAAGAUAAAGACUAAGAGCGGCUCCAAGUCCUCUCACGGCUACGGCGAGGACUGCACGUUUCCCAGCUUAAAAGUUGCAAAGACUGUAAAAAGUGAGCUCACCGAUGAGGACGAUGACGACGAUUACGAGGAGGACUACCGGAUGGGGAUUAAGACAGGGGACGAGGAGCGCCUGAGGCCGUACAAUGUAGCCAAAGUUCCCGCGAGCCCAACUUUGAGCUCCUCGGCCGAGUCCGAGGGGACGAGCAUGUACGAAGAAGUGCGGAACAACAACAGACUGUUUUACAAUAUCAAAAACAUUACCAAGCAGAGCACAUUGCACACUGCUUCCGUCUCACCAGCAUCCUCCAGGUCGGUCUCCACGUCCUCCUCUUCCUCCUCCAGCAGCAGCUCCUCUUCCGGCGAGGACGCGGACGAUUUGCUGUUUGACUUUAGUUUAAAUUUCGCCCCCAGCGGCCCAGGCGCGGAGCUGGGCAACCCCAAUUCAGGAAACCUCUCCCUGUCUCUUGUGGAUAAGGACCUGGACUCGUUCAGCGAGGGCAGCCUGGGCUCUCACUUUGAAUUCCCAGACUAUUGCACGCCAGAACUCAGUGAGAUGAUUGCCGGGGACUGGCUGGAGGCGAACUUUUCCGACCUGGUCUUCACAUACUGAACUGAAAAAAAGUUCCUCUAGUAAUAACAGAGAAGGGAGAAAGUAAAUUAUAUAUGUGUCCUGGUCAAGUUGUCCCUAGCCCUGCCUCCUGUGGGUUUUCUGAAGGGUCCUGGAGGGAGGUGGAGGACCAGGAGGCGAGGUGAGGUUUGAGGAAUGAGAUGCUUAUGAAGCUGGUAGCAAAAAAGCAAAGUCUGCAGACGUUUUUUUCUGGCAGCAUGACAGGGUUUUAUGGAUUUUUUCCCCAGUAGGUCUGCAUUUACUGUUCAGCUUAAAUGGACCACAAAGGGAAAAAUACGUGAACUUCUAUGCAUCUUAUCCUCUUAAAAACAAAAACUGCAGGGAGCUGAAAACGGACUGUGGACUGACUCAAAGCAAAUCUGUGAACUGACAAUUGUUCAGGAUGUUACUUUACAACGGUUUAUGUAAUUUCUAAAUGCCGCAAAUGUUUGUUUGUUUUUUGUAACUGAUUCAGUUUACCUCCUGGUUUGGAAAUUUAAGCAGCCUAAACCUCUACAGAAUACAGGUGUGGAGGAAACAUUUUGAUACAUAACAGACCUCAUCUUUUUAAAAGAAAAGUAAGAUAUUUUCAGGCAUAUUUUUGUACAGUUAAAAGGGAAUGUUCUUACUGUGCUUUCAGUGAGUUUCAGGCACUUCUUCCCUUUAUCAUUUGUUUUUAGCAUGCAAGGGAGUCCUGGUUUUAAGGAUUAAGUUAAAUUAAGACUUGCAUCAAAAAUGCCUUGUGAUUUCAAACUAGGUUUUGUACAGUUGUAGAGCAGAUUUGUUGAGUAUUUGUAGACGAUACAAUGGCAUCAUGGGGAACACAUACCUCAGAGCUGGAACUAGUUUCAAGAUUGUAUAUGUACUGUAAUAUAGUAAAGUUAGGAGUUUAUGUAUAUCAUACUCGUGAUAUGUGGAUGGGUCCCAAUCGCAGGUGUGAAACUGGAUUUUGGUAUUUUUUAUGGCACAUACUGUUUUUCCCCCUUCUCAUUUUUUUGUGCAAUAUAUACUCUUAAGAUACAGACCAUCAACAAUUGUAGCAAGUGAUGGAAAAACAGACUUGUGCACUGUCAACAUCAUUUCAUGUUAUGAUGCUGAAGCCUCUCCAGGCAGAAAAAUAAACAAAUCAGCUGGAACUGAUACAAAACAAUAUAAUAUGGCCUCAUGGUGUGAUGCAUACUAUAUAAACAGAUUAAUAUCACAAUUUGAAUGUUAUUUGACUCAUAAGGAAAAUGGGCAUAUCUGACACCAAACAGCCUGAAUCUGACUGAAAAUUAAGGAUAAAGAGUUCUGAGAAAAGGGCAUAGUCUGAUACAGUGGUGGUCUGGCAUUAGUUUGACAAGCAAGCAAAAAAGAACAUUCCAUAGUCCUGUUUCAUAAAAUGAAACUUUAUUUUAAAACUGAAGACUGCCUUCUUUUUUUAAAACAUUAACCAUAAACCUGUAUUUUUUAUUUCUUGCACUUAAAAAAAGCAGAUAUUGUUUAUUUUUAUGUGGGUCUUACAUAUGAAGUCUGUUUGAUAAAAAGGUUUUGGAAUAUGGCCUAAUUAUAUGCCAAGACAUUUUUUGGGAAGUUCUAGGCAGUAGUUAAUUCACAUUCCAAGUGUGAAUCUGUCUUUGACUCAUCUUUUAAUAAAUAAGUACCUACCACCA
Molecule: messenger RNA, 2965 nt
Organism: Micropterus dolomieu (smallmouth bass)
Lineage: Eukaryota; Metazoa; Chordata; Actinopteri; Centrarchiformes; Centrarchidae
Gene: sox11a
Product: SRY-box transcription factor 11a
Exons: 1
Coding region: 222-1316 (364 amino acids)
Biological process (GO): anatomical structure morphogenesis; neuron differentiation; negative regulation of transcription by RNA polymerase II
Molecular function (GO): RNA polymerase II cis-regulatory region sequence-specific DNA binding; DNA-binding transcription activator activity, RNA polymerase II-specific
Source: RefSeq, a predicted model, not a curated record